CGAAGACUUGGGAUGAGUCAAUUUCUUACGAGGCUUGGUCAAAUUGGAAUAGCUGCUGCUAUCGCUGGAGGCAUUGUCAACACGGCACUCUAUAACGUUGAUGGCGGGCAGCGAGCUGUCAUUUUUGACCGAUUUACUGGAGUUAAGCCUGAUGUUGUGGGUGAAGGGACACAUUUUUUGAUUCCAUGGGUUCAGAGGCCAAUUAUAUUUGAUAUUCGCUCAACCCCGAGGGCUAUAGCUACAGUAACUGGUAGUAAAGACCUGCAAAAUGUAUCAAUUACUCUACGUAUCUUGCAUAGGCCUGAACCCAGUAAGCUACCAAAUAUUUAUUUGAAUAUUGGACAGGACUAUGCUGAAAGAGUUCUUCCCUCAAUAACAAACGAGGUUUUAAAGGCAGUUGUGGCACAGUUUGACGCACAUGAAAUGAUAACACAGCGAGAAAGCGUAAGCCAUCGUGUGUCGGUGGAACUCUCAGAGCGGGCAAGACAGUUCGGGAUUUUACUUGAUGAUAUUGCUAUUACCCAUUUGUCAUUUGGCCGUGAGUUCACUGAAGCUGUUGAAGCAAAACAAGUCGCGCAGCAAGAAGCAGAAAAAGCCAGAUAUUUAGUUGAAACUGCUGAACAGAUGAAGAUAGCUGCUAUAACAACUGCUGAAGGUGAUGCUCAAGCAGCAAAACUUCUUGCACAGGCAUUCAAAGAUGCUGGCGACGGUCUUAUAGAAUUGCGAAAAAUUGAGGCAGCAGAAGAUAUUGCUGAGAGGAUGGCGAAGUCGAGGAAUGUAAUAUACUUGCCAGGAAAUCAGAACACGUUAUUCAAUUUGCCUGCUUGA
Enterobius vermicularis (human pinworm) is the source of this 828-nucleotide messenger RNA. Lineage: Eukaryota; Metazoa; Nematoda; Chromadorea; Rhabditida; Oxyuridae. The record is from the annotation of a GenBank genome assembly.